Eubalaena glacialis (North Atlantic right whale) is the source of this 1553-nucleotide messenger RNA. It is a transcript of the gene MEIOB, whose product is annotated as meiosis specific with OB-fold. Lineage: Eukaryota; Metazoa; Chordata; Mammalia; Artiodactyla; Balaenidae. The transcript has 13 exons. Gene Ontology annotation, molecular function: single-stranded DNA binding; single-stranded DNA 3'-5' DNA exonuclease activity. The coding region runs from base 120 to 1448 and encodes 442 amino acids. The record is from RefSeq and is a predicted model, not a curated record. Gene Ontology annotation, biological process: resolution of meiotic recombination intermediates.
AACGCGCUGUGGAGAAGCGGCCAGGUGGGGCCUGUGUGUGGUGGACCGCUGUCCAGGUGCGAGGAGCGGCUAAGCGAGCGCUCCCGGGAGAAGCUGGCGCGGACGCCUGAGGUAAAAGAAUGGCUAACUCCAUUGCAUCAAAGAACUUUACUGCACUUUCAGACCUGCAUCCAAAUAUGGCUAAUCUGAAAAUAAUCGGCAUAGUUAUUGGAAAAACAGAUGUCAAAGGCUUUCCAGACAGAAAAAAUAUUGGAUCAGAAAGGUACACUUUCAGUUUCACCAUUCGUGAUUCAACAACCCAUUUUGUAAAUGCAACAUCGUGGGGCAAGGAAGAUUACAUCAGAUCACUUUCUGAUGGCUUUCGUGUUGGCGAGUGUGUGAUAAUUGAAAAUCCCCUGAUCCAAAGAAAGGAAUUAGAAAGAGAAGAAAAGUUCAGCCCUGCAACUCCUAGCGAUUAUAAACUAUUGCUCAGUGAGAAUCACUCAAUGGUAAAAGUUUGUUCCAGUUAUGAAGUGGAUGCGAAGCUACUUUCUUUGAUAUACUUACCUGUUAAAGAGUCUUGUGAUUAUUAUUCAUUGGGUGACAUUGUUGCAAACGGACACAGUCUUGAUGGGAGAAUUAUUAAUGUCCUUGCAGCUGUGAGGUCGGUUGGAGAGCCAAAAUACUUUACAACUUCAGACCGAAGAAAAGGCCAGAGGUGUGAAGUUAAACUCUAUGAUGAGACAGAGUCUUCUUUUGCAAUGAUAUGUUGGGAUAAUGAAUCUAUUCUACUUGCACAGAGCUGGGUGCCACGAGAAACAGUAAUAUUUGCCUCAGAUGUAAGAAUAAGUUUUGACAAGUUUCGGAACUGCAUGACAGCAACUGUAAUCUCAAAAACCAUUAUUACAACUAAUCCAGAUACACCAGAAGCUAACAUCCUAUUGAAUUUUAUAAGAGAAAAUAAAGAAACGAAUCCUCUGGAUGAUGAAAUUGACAGUUAUUUGAAAGAAUCCACAAAUUUAAAUACAAUAGUUGAUGUCUAUACAGUUGAACAAUUAAAGGUAAAAGCUUUGAAGAAUGAAGGAAAAGCUGAUCCUAUCUAUGGAAUUCUUUAUGCUUACAUUUCUACACUGAACAUUGAUGAUGAAACUACAAAAGUAGUUCGAAAUAGAUGUUCAGGCUGUGGUUACAUUGUAAAUGAAGCAUCCAGCACUUGUACAACUUGCAACAAAGAUUCUUCAGAAUUUAAAUCAGUUUUUCACAGCUUCCAUAUGCUAAUUGAUCUUACUGAUCACACAGGUACCCUCCAUUCCUGUAGUCUCACAGGACGUGUUGCUGAGGAGACUUUGGGCUUCACGUUUUUUUUAUCUCAUAGAGCAAGGGGUGGACUGAGAGUGAGUGUGCUCUCCUGUAAGCUCGCAGAUCCUAUCGAGGCAAGUAGGAACUUGUCUGGACAAGGAAAUAUUUAAAAACCAGACGUCAUUUUAAACUCUGGAAAAGAAUACGAGUUUUAACCGCCUUUAAAGUGGAAAAUGAGUUUGAAAAUUACAGAUAAAAUUGUAUUUUGUUCAAAU